Messenger RNA from Thecamonas trahens ATCC 50062, 552 nucleotides. RefSeq lists its product as uncharacterized. The record is from RefSeq and is a predicted model, not a curated record. Lineage: Eukaryota; Apusomonadida; Apusomonadidae. The coding region runs from base 1 to 552 and encodes 183 amino acids. The transcript has 2 exons.
AUGCCGCGCAAGAAGAAGAGCUCGUCAGGCUCGGCAUCUUCGGCAAACAUUCGGAGGUCGUCGUCGGUGGCAGACUCGGCCAUGUCAUCGGCUGAGGAUACCACCGUCACAGGCUCGUCGCCCUCGCGCAAUGAGCCAUCGCCGGAAGAGCAGGCGGCCGAAGAGGAGCGGAUGGCUCGGGCGGCUGAGGCUCAGGCCAAGGCUGAUGAGGCGGCGGCGGCAGCAGCGGCGGCAGCAGCGCUUGUGGAAGCGCUGGAUGCCAAGGCCGAGGCCGAGGCGGCGGCCAAGGCAGCACGGGCAGAUGCAGCACGGCAGCUCGAGCAUCGCAAGCGUGACUGCGUCCUCAACUGGCGCAAAGACUUUGCUCGCAGGGAGAUCGCGUGCUCGCGGUGCGGGACUUUUGGCCACGACUUUGUGGCCUGCUCGGAGGAGCCAGUUCUGGCCACCAAGCCGCGGUGGGGCGAGGGAUGGAAGCACGAUGAGUUUGCUCGCCAGCGUGAGCGCGAGGUUGGUCAUGCAGCCGCUGUCCUCGAGCACUUUUCUCGUCGCUGA